AUGAAGAAGUCGCCAGAAAUCAUUAGUGGCCGUAUGACAUUCGCUCUUACCUGCUAUUCAUUGCUGUUCAUGAGAUUUGCUUAUAAGGUUCAGCCCAGAAACUGGCUUCUGUUUGCGUGUCACUUUACCAAUGAAGGAGCUCAACUCAUUCAAGGAGCACGACUGAUCAAAUACAAGUAA
Messenger RNA from Staurois parvus, 180 nucleotides. NCBI's taxonomy places the organism in Eukaryota, Metazoa, Chordata, Amphibia, Anura, Ranidae. The record is from the annotation of a GenBank genome assembly.